UCAAUAAUGUUAUUUAUAAUUGCAACAAAAGUUAAAAGCUCGUGUCCUAUUUUGCAAGUGUAAUAAUAAAAUCAGUGUUAGAUAUGAAAACUAGAACUUAUUAUACAUUUGAGUCUUUGUUUGACGCCACGCCUCAGUGGUUACAGUGUUGACUUUCGGAUAAUGUAUUCUUACUUUGUGAAACCACAUUUGAAUUAUCGAGUAACUAAUUUAAUCUUUAGUUCUCUACUGUAACUAGGAAACACAUUAUGCGUUAAGAAAACAGAUAAAUUUUUUCGUGUCUCUAUGUUUAUGAAGAUGGAACUUAUUCUUAUUUUGGCUAUUAUCCCUCUGGGAUUGGCUUACGACAAAGCAUCAUUCUAUGGAGCCAGCUUUAUAACAUACCCACUACAAGAAGCAAAGGGUGUCACGGACAUCAGUUUUAGAUUUCGAACACAUCUGUCUGAUGCAUUGUUGCUCCUGGCCGCAGGGAAAACUGACUAUUGCAUGAUCAAGUUAGAGACUGGGAGAAUAAAACUGCAUAUAAACCUGGGUGCUGGUGAAAGUGAACUGUCGUCCCCUAAAGGAAUAUUUCUCAAUGACACUCAAUGGCACCAUGUCAGCAUCGUCAGGAGGGAAGCUAAUUUAACUAUGAAGGUUGAUGAUACUACUGUGAGAAAAAGACUACCUGGAAGAUUUUUUGAAUUGAACAUUCACUUUGGAGUAUUUCUGGGAGGGCAGGGUGAUUUCUCUGAACUGUUUCUGGGCCACAUGGAAAACUUCAGAGGCUGCAUGGAGGAUGUAUUUUAUAAUGGUGUUAAAAUAAUAGAAAAAGCUAGAAGUCGCAGUGCCUCAGUGCAUGUGGAGGGUGUCACUUGGAACUGUGCACCCGAAUUUGAUGCAGACAUUAAUUCGGACAUCAGUUUUAUUGAUGAAGGGGCCUAUCUUAUACUCCCCAAGAUAAACUCUAGGGCUGGAGGAAGAUGGCAGAUUGAAUUCAAGACAAUAACACCUAAUGCCAUAAUUCUGUACAAUCCUGGAGGAGGGAGAGGCUCAGUGUCGGAUUUCCUUGGCGUUGAAAUAUUGGAUGGAGUGGUCAGGGUCAAAAUGGCGCGUGGACAAAUCGUACACACUGUGAGAGUCAGCGAUGGGCAGUGGCAUAAAAUACAUUUGUUGUUCAAUCCUUCUCUGAUAGAGCUCUCUGUGGAUAAUAUAGCAAUGAGUACAAGAAUCGAGAGUGGAGGUACUCGGUAUUUAGAUCUCUCUGACUCCUUCUACCUUGGAGGCAUCGAAACUGACAAGCGUCAGAGGGCCUUCGCUAAAGGAAUCAAAGCAGCUGAUUCCAGUAUAAUGGGCUGCAUAAAACCGAUAGAGGUAGAUGAUAAAAUAUACGGGCUGCCAAACUCGGUGGUGACUUACGGCGUGAGCCCUAAGUGCAUUUGGUGGUACCCGUGCCACGCCAGCCCCGCAAACCCGCCUUGCGUGCCACAAGCCGUGUGCGAGCAGCAUGGCGUCGAUCACUUCACGUGCAAAUGCGACUCUGACCUAUGCAUUAACCCUGACUAUGCUGAAAAGUACAAGGUAUUCUCAAAAUCCAGCAGCGAACUAGAGCUGGUAUCACUGUAUCCUCUAACAGUGCUAGAAGGCGGGGUGGCUGUGAUCACGACGCAGAACAUCGACGUAGUGUUAGACCACCACAAGUACGGCGUGCGACCCUCAGGGGUCGUGUUCCAUCUGACCCAGUCCCCGCAACACGGGAGGAUAGCUAUCGAUUUGUCUCCGCAAAGGAACUCUCCACAGUAUUCCAAUUAUCUUGACGGCGACGGCAAGAUGAAGCAAUUCUUUACGCUCAUGAAUUUGUCAAGAGACAAGGUUAGGUACGUUCAUGACGGUUCUGAGAAUCAUCAAGAUUCAAUUGUACUCGACAUGGAGCUUAUUCCAGAGACUAAAUUUACUCUACCAAGCUACUUGCAAGGAAGGAAUACUUUUGUCUUACAUGUCAACGUCACUCCGGUCAAUGACCCUCCGGUCCUCAAUUUGCUUCCGGCUAAAGUAUUAAGACUGACACAGGGAACGCGUAAAGUUAUCACUUCAGAUAUUCUAAAGGCGGAAGACCCUGACACGCUACCGGAGGAUCUGCUAUACACUGUGUUGCACGGAAAAAAUGAACUGCAGAGUGGUCAUAUUGAGAUGUCCGGACAACCAGUAGAUUCUUUCACACAGCAAGACAUUGACUCUGGAGUCAUCUCAUACGUCCACGGAUCGAAUAAUGAGAAACAACUGAAUAAAACAUCACUGAAAGUCACCUUACAGGUCUCAGACGGCAUUGAAACCAGCGGCCCGGCGAUUCUGCGCAUAUCAAUAGUACCCCUCCAAGUGCGCCUCAUAAACAACACUGGCCUACAGCUUGUGCACAAUUCAUUCGCCAUCAUCACAGCUGACAACCUCACUUUCACCACCAAUGCUGACGAGAGCAAUGUGCAAGUCAAGUAUGACAUAGUCAAGCCUCCUCAGUUUGGAGUGAUAGAACGACUGCGAGUCUUGGACGGCACUUGGCAGACAGUGGACUCGUUCACAAGUGAGAUGGUCACCUUCCGCCGCGUUCGCUACAUGCAUCUGCUCGGAAACCCUUCCCAUGACGAAUUCAAGUUCAAAGCUUCAGUGGGCACGAUUCGAACGAACACUUUGUACGACUUUCGACUGACUUUCAUCAAACUCGAUCUUUACCAAUCGGUUAAUGAAGAACUGGUUUUAAAUAAUACCAGAGAAGCGUUCAUUUCGGCGCAACAUUUGAAAUUCAAAACGAAGCCGAUUGGCUUACCGAGCGAUCGAAUUCUUUAUACGAUACUUAAGUCGCCCAAGUAUGGCAUACUGCACCUUUCUUCCGGGAAGUAUCAUCUGCAAACACACAGCACCUUUACUCAGCAACAUAUCGACACCGACCAGCUGUGGUACCGCCUGCAUAGACGGGCGUACUCUCACAUCCAAGACGAAUUCUCGUUUGUAGUUGGAGCUACCGAGUGUGAAAACAUAACUGGAGUAAUGACGAUUCGACACACGCCAGCCUACUCCACUUCGGAACAUUCGCUGGGACGUGUGCAUACGACUUUAGAACGACUACAGGUUAUGGAAGGCUCUAGAAUGGUCAUACCUACUACUCAUCUUAAUUUCCGAACGGAGUCUGUUACAAAUCUUGUUUUCAAUAUAACCCAUUUACCGAGACACGGAAAAAUCGAAGUAAUAAGCGAAAGCUUAAAAAUAUUGAGAGACAACACCACUUAUUUCACAUUAAAGGAACUAAAUUCAGAUAGGGUUUACUACUCACACGAUGAUUCCGAAAGUAGACACGAUUCUUUUCAUUUUAUGGCUCUUAGUCCUGAACCCGAAGAUUUUCAGUAUGUUGGGGUGUUUCACAUCGAUAUAAUACUAAAGAACGACAACAGCCCGGUGAGGGCGAACGAUAAGGUGUUUCACAUCGUACACGGCGGCGCCCGCCUCAUCACGGCCAGGGACCUGAGCUACACCGACGCCGACCUGGACACGAAGCCGGCAGAUAUCAUCUACACGAUACAAAGAUUCACUAAAGACCCGCCGAACGGAGGCAUAUACAGAGCCGAUAAUCCCGCCGAACAGAUUGCUCAAUUCUCCCAGGACGAUAUUAAUAAGAACCUGGUACUAUUCAAACAUCAAGGUAAAGAGUACGGCAAGAUGGCAUUCUGGAUAUCAGAUGGUUUAUUCGACGUGAACGGAAAUCUUGAGAUUCAAGCGUCGCCGCCGUUUAUUAGAAUGUAUCCCACAAACGGGUCAAUAGUGGAAAACGGUAAAGCGGUUGUGAUUACGACGAGGGAUAUGCAAGUGGACACGAACAUGAACUGUUUGGAGGAAGACAUUCGGUACGAGGUGACGCUGGAGCCGAAGCAUGGCGCUAUUGAGGUCGGGGAGGGGCAAGGAGCGGUGACGUUCUCACAGCUGGACGUGGCAGCCGGCCGCGUGGCCUACCGCCAUCGCGAGCCCCGGACUCCUGCCGACCAGUUCAGGUUUAAAGUGAAGUGUCUGGAAGCUUGGGGUGAAGGGAUAUAUCCAAUCAAAAUAUUCCCAUCAAGUUAUUGGGAGCCGCUCAAAGUAACGACUAAUCGUCCUCUAGUAGUCGAAGAAUCUACGAGUGUCAACAUCACCAAAGAUGUGUUAGAGGUCAUGCAUCCACAAAUCGAGCCAUCGAACAUAAUUUUCCAAGUUACGCAAGGCCCGUAUCAUGGGUGGUUAGAAAUCACCGCCACCCCAGGCGUGGUCGAGGUUGAGACUUCAAACGAGGAACCAGCGCACACGACCGUGUUCGACCAGUCCAUUAUUAACGGCAACCGUCUCGUGUACACGCAGUCCGGCGUCAACCGCACCAGAGACAAGAUCGUCAUGGACGUCACCAAUGGCAUCGUUUGGCUGAGAAACGUUGAGUUGAACAUAAUAAUAAUACCAGAACAUUUUUAUGUAACCGUAUCCAAUUUGACAGUCGUCGAAGGAGAAGCCAUCAGCAUUAAACCAGAAAUGUUCCGCACGAUAACAGAGUACUAUAGAGGAAAAGUGGUAGCCUACAAGGUACUAGAAAAACCUAAAAAUGGAAAGAUUUUGAUGGGCGAUCAGGAACUGAGUUUGCUGCCUGUUCUCAAACUCAAUUCUGGAAAUAUUCAGUAUGUAAACGACGGCUCCGAGGAGUCAUCGGACUCGUUCAAGCUGGUGGCAGCGACAGAGAACAACAAGGAGAGCGAGCCGUUCACGGUGCGCGUGAGUGUGGCGCCGGUGAACGACGAGACGCCCAUCGUGGCCGCCAACACCGGCCUCUGCGUGUGGGAGGGCGGCACCUUCACCUUUACGAGGAACGAGCUGUAUGUGAACGACAUUGAUACACCACUAGAAAAUGUUACAAUAAUCGUGGUUGAUAUAGUUUCUGGGCAUAUCGCUAUGAAGGGGAAUAUCCACGAGCCCGUCACGCGCUUUACGCAAGCUGACAUUGAUAACGGGAAUGUGGUGUUCGUCCACAAAAAUGGCUCAAAAGGCAAAAUGAUCUUCAACGUUACGGAUGGCCUACACGAACUGUCUAAAAUUACAUUUCUUAUUACAACAAAAUCUGUAUCUUUGAAACUUAUCAGAAAGCAGAAUCUUCGGGUUUUCCCUCUAAUGAGAGAACCAUUAAAUAACUAUUUGCUGAUGGCUAAGUGCUCAGAUUAUACCAGAACCAUUGUCUAUAAAAUAGACAGGACACCGUCUCUGGGCAGACUGAUUAUGCUAAGCGAAGACAGCCACCACAAGUCUAUCAAGCAGUUUACACAGGAAGACGUCAAUAACACUCUCGUCUACUACGAACAUACACAUCCUUUUUCAGAUUUGCACACGAACGACUCCUUUAUAUUUACGGUUGAAGCCGCACUGGCUAAACCGAUAACGGAUCAAGUUUUCAACAUCGAUAUAUCGGUAUCCUCGGGAGGCUUAGCUAAAUAUGUUCAUGUACCUCAGAUUAAGGUGAACGAGGGUGAUAAGGUUCCGAUCAAAGUGAACGUUACGAACGUAGUAGUGUACCUGGAGAGCCAGGCCGGGCUGCGGCAGCCGCAGGUGGAGGCGCAGUGGUCGCAGCCGGCGCACGGCGCGCUGCAGCCGCCCGUGUCCUCGCUCACGCAGGCGCAGCUCGAGGCCGGCGCCGUGCUUUACCAACACGACGACUCCGACACUACACAGGACAAGAUAGAAAUGUCCCUCUUCCUUCUGCCUGACUAUGUUCUCCUCUGUAACGUCACCAUCUUUAUUCAUAUUCUUCCAAUCAACGACCAACCUUUUAGACUUUUGACUGAGACGCCGCAGAUACAAGUAGUGCAGGGCGAGAAUUAUACUAUCACUAAAAAAGAUUUGAUCACUGAGGACGCUGACACCGGUCCCUCUGGCAUACUUUACGAUAUUAUAAGCGGUCCCACCCAAGGAAGGAUCGUCAUGAUGGACAAAAAUUUGAGCAUUGACGAUGCUCAAUCAAUAAACAAAUUCACUCAAGAUGAUAUCAACAAUGGACGCGUAAUAUAUGAGCAUUCUGGCAUGCUUCAAACGGCCACCUUCUACUUUAGGGUAUGGGACGGACAGUUUAAGCCUAUGUAUAAGAUAUUCACGAUUGACGUGUUGCCUGUAUCGCUGAACGCGUCCGCAUUACACCCAGUAUUGUUGCAACAAGGCUCUAAUGUUGCUACGGUGACCGCCGAGCAAAUAUAUAUCGAAACGAAUGCCAAAAAGUACAAGGUAUGGUACAAUAUUACUCGACAACCUCUGCAUGGCAUGAUAUACGUGGGCAGGAAUCCAGUCACUUACUUCUCCCAUCGAGAUUUGAUGGACAAGGUGGUCAUUUACAUGCAGAACGAUAUGACAGCAGCCAGUGACAGUUUUGACCUCAUCGCGUACAUCCACAACAGUAAUGCAACAAAUCCUUUCACAAUUAACGUCCUGGUUCAGCCUCUCAUGGUUUUGAAAGAUAUUAAAGUUGACGGUGACAAGUCAAGAAUAACUCUUAGUAAUAUGGACGCAACCGGUCUAGCUAAGUUGACCGGAAGUAAUCCAUUAUAUACCAUUUUAAAUAAACCUAGGCAUGGUACUGUCAAGAACAUAAUAAGAAGUUCAGGAGGAAAUACCAGUGCGAGGGAAAGAGAAGUUCCUUACUUCACGCACGAAGAUAUCAAAGCAGGGGUAAUUUACUACGUGACCAAGAAGAGGUCUCACGAACUAUUCGGCAUGGAGGACAGUUUCCGAUUCCUACUGGCGGCGACGAUAUUUCAGCCGGCUGCAGGCGAAAUUAAAAUUUAUUUUGGAAGCAAAUCGAAAAAGAACUUGCCAGGGCCUAAUGAUCCCGAGGGUCACGAGGGAGUACUCGUGGCCAACGGCGACUCAGCCUCGUACUACCUGACGAUCCUGAUGGCGCUGUCUGGCGUGGUGCUGGCCAUGCUGGUGUUGCUGGCGCUGGUGCGGUGCCGGCGCUGCCUGGCAGGCGAGCGGCGCGCGCGCGCCAAGGCGCACGGCCAGAGCCAGGGCGCCGUGGCGCCCAUCCCGCUGCCGCGCCCGCCCGACCAUCUCAUGCCGUCGCCGGCGCACCCCACGCCACCCAUAAAACGGUACGUGUCAUCGGAGCAGUCUGUGCACACGGGUGCUAGCACGCCGCUGCCUUCGGGCGGCAGCGUGGCAUGCAAGGUGACGCCGCUAGCAGACGCGGCGUUGCCCGACCUCAACUCGAGGUACCCCUACGGCACCGAAGACCACACAGACGCGGAAGACUGGAGCAGCUACGAAGCCAGCGAGACCGCGUACCCGAUCAGGGCGCCCGGGGCAGCCCCGGCGAACCCCAUGCUGCGUCGCAACCAGUACUGGGUCUGACCCACGCACACCUUCACACUGCCCAGGCAACCUCGACCAGUAAUCCUCACGACGCACGAAGAAGGCUGCGUGACGUUGAACCGGCGGCUACCGCAGCGGCGCUACGCCGACUUUGUUCCUACGCCUUUCCUGCUCAGCAACUACGGAGUCAAGAAGCACGAAAACUGCGAGGUAACCCUCUGAGCAGUCUGAGCUCUUUACCUACUCAAACCAAAAACUAUUGAAUAAAAAUACUGUAAUAAUCAUGUUCCUAGGAAUUCCACAUUCGUAACAAUAAGCAAUUUAACCGAAUAAAUAUGUUUACGGGCAUUUGUUAUGCCAUGGAGUUGGUCGCUGUUGCGAGUGGGUGUGGCCUAAGUGUAAUGUAAGUUAGCGUUUCGCUGUUUUUUACAAUUGUGGUGCCAAAUUGUUUAAUUGUAAUAGUGUGAAAGAUGAAGGUUGUUAAUGAGCUCAUUUCUCUGCGGGUCGGCGUAUGAAUGUAUACUUGUAUAGUUAAUAGUAAAUGAUACGAAGGGUAAACAACGGCCCCAGGCGGGUACAGAUCGCAGUGACUUUCUGACAGGGCCGUUGGCGAUCAAGGCAGUUUUGACUACUACAAUACUAGUAACAUAAUAAAAAUCUAACAAAUUACUUUUCGUUUGCGAUUAACAUCAAAAGGCCUCUCAUUUUCAUUACAUAGGAAUCAUGAAUACAAAACCAAUAAGCGAUGUUUUUAAUCCUUGUAAUGUUUAAAGACCUAGAGUGAGGCUUGUGCUACCUAAAUUAAUUAAUAGGUACGUUUUUGUUUUUCUUAUGCGAGGAUGUCCUGAAGUACAUAAUAAACGUAGAAUCUAGAUUUAAUUUUUGGUCAAAUACCAAGACUGAGCACUAUAGGUUAAUAUUAGAGAAGUUUGCAGAUUUGGUCACACACCCUUAUCCAUAAGAAUAUUUCAUAAAUAGUAGAAUAGGUAUCUCAACAAAACAUUGCAACUUUUCGCGUUAGACCUACUAAAUCAACUGUUGUUAGGAAAAUUACAGCAGUAAAUGAAUACAACUAGAAACCAAUGUACGGAUCAUUUUGUUUAGAAUGGAGAACGUUUUGUUCCUACGACGCUUGCACGAAUGACACCGUCCUUAUGAUAUAUCUGGGAAGGAAUACGAAUACAUUUAUUGCUAUAUGCGAAGUGUUCGAUACGAUACCUAAUCUGUAUACGUUUUAACUUUUAGCUAUUUCUACGCAAUUAUAAUGAUUUAUUUCUAAAUUAUAGAAAAUAUUUAGUAAUUUAAAUGACCUAUGCUUAAAAAUAUGAAGGUUAUUUUACUAUCUGUUGGGACUGGUAUUAUAUAUUUGUACAUUAAAUUUUUAUAAAUUUUUAUUUUUAUGUACCAGAUUUUUAUGUUUUCAAUUUGUUUGUUCUACUAUUUGUUCUCAUAUAAAAAUGUUGACAAGAUCCUGCGUUAAGUCCUAUUUAAGUACUGACUCUUUGUCGUUGCACAUCUUAAAUAUUUACCUGAGACAUAAUAUAAACGUUGUGUCUUCGUUAUAAAUAUAGAGAUACAACUAAACACAUUUGUUGUGGCAAGGUCUGUAAACAGAGAACCUACUGUCACUGUAUGUAACGAGCGUGUAAGAUUUUUCACUUCACGGUAUAUUUUAGUGAAGUGCUUACCCUAAACUAAGCCAAGGACCGUGCCAAAGUUCUACUAAGAAUACAUUUAUACACAAGUUAUAAGUUUUAAUGAUUAGUAUAUAAUUUUAAGCUUGAUUUAAAAACUAAUUAUUAAGUUCAAUUACUAUUAAAAUUAAUCUUAUGUACGUUCUAUUAAGAGGUUUAAGUCUCAAUCAUAUUAUUUAUUAUUAUAUCAUAUUUAAUGAUGUUGAAGUAAACUGUAGGAAAAAUCUUUCAUCUAUUUAGCCAAUGUUUCUUUAAAAAGUUCUUCACAAGGAAAGACUUUAGUACUUACAAAUAUUCCUCAAAACGGAUUUUUAUCUCUGUGAGACUGUCAACAAAAUUGUUAGUCAAAUUAAGGCCAAUAUGGUGGGCAUAAGCCAUUAAAAUGUCCACACUCGGUGGUGUUGAUAAAAACCGAUCUUGUUUGAGACAUCGCCUCACAUAUUUAUAAUUAUUUUGUCAACCUUACCAAUAUUUUUUAUAAUGGACACAGUAAACUGUUAUAAGAACUGUAUUAUAAUUAUUUAUUAAAAUUUAAAAGGGUAAAGUCGGUUUACGAACAGUAGUUUGACGUGACAACUUUAAACAUUACAGUAGUAUAGAUUAAACAAUGAGAAUUUUAAAUGCAUGAAUUACUUACCUAUAUUGCCGCUAAAUACACAUUGACGUGACAACGUCAAACUACCGUCCGUAAACCGACUUUACAGAUAACUAAUUUUUUUCUUUCAAUCUUGUCUUGUAGCACUUUUUUAACAUUUUCGAAAAGUAAUCACAUGUCAAUUAUCGACAGUACAGUUAAACUAAUGCUUUAAUUAUUUUAAAAUGCAUUGCAUUAAUAAUUAUUGUAUCUGAAUUAAUUUAGUCCACUUACAAAGAGGGGUCUACAGAUAGAAAGAUUACUGAAAUGAUUACUUUCUAGUAUAGAUUGGAUUAUUAUUUUCCAUUGAAUGCUGAAAUUAUAGAAUGUUGCCAAAUUAUACAAUAACAACAAAAAAAAAAUAUUGUGAUAUAACAUAAUUUUAUAUAUAUUUGAUAAACCUUCAUUUGUGUAUGAUUUUAAAUAAACGCUAUAAAAUUUCAGUACGCGCCCAUGAAUAGUAAAGAACUGUAGCCUGUAAAAUUGAAUACAGGGUGUUCCGGAUUAAGUGCAUACUAUUUGACAUAAUAAUUAUCACUUCGUAAAAUAUACGGUUUAUGGUUUUCACUGAUUUUUAAGCAUCAAUCUUUGGAAUUUCAGUUUAAACUUUCCUUAUAAAAAAAUAAGUUAGUGUUUGACUGCAUGUUGUUCGACACACCUCGUAUCAAAUGUAAACGAGUGAGUAGAAUAAAAAAAAAACGUUUGUGCCAAACGACAGUAUCAACUCUUGCCAAUAUUAGUUCAAUGAAACCUUUUUCUACCUGAAAUGAUUGUUCGUUACCUACAUACAUACAAUCAUUUAAUUCACAAGAAUUUAUUCUAUUAUAUUUACUAUACGUUGUUAUCUUACUAUAUAUAAAACGAAGUGCCAAGUUUUGAAAUUUAUUUUCAUUGUCCGUUACGGAAGUCCGUUCGUUUUGUAGAACCAAGCUAUAUGCCAAACCAGAAAAUGUAGUACCAUUGUUCGAUUACUAAUCGUUCGUUUGAAUUUAUAGCAUGUACGAAAAAUAAUAAUAGUCUAAAAAAGAAAACGUAUAUCUAAGAUUUUAAAAAUAAGUUUAAUCUUUCCUUUAAUUGCUUUUUCAUGACUGAUACAUUCAGACAGAGGUACUUAUUGUAGACCAAUAUUCUAGUGCACAAUGUCUGACAGGCUAUGGAUGGGGAAUUGAGGAUGGACUUUAUGAGUAUAAUCCUCAAACCAGUCUUUGUGAAUUUGUAAUAGUUACUGACAUGUUCAUAAUGAUCUCGCUCAUAUUUGUAUGCAUUAUUAUGGUACACACUAGUAUAGGUACUAAAGUAUCAAGUAUAAAAAGAGGGAGCCAUGGCAGUGACAAUCGAAUCAGUGAAAAUAUAUUAUUGAAAUGAUGAAGAAACUUUUCGUUAUGCUCCACUGCUUCCAGAGCUAUUUGUGGUUGGGUGUUUGUUGACAUUGUUACGCUAUGGUAUUGGUUUGUGAUAUCUAUCUAGCUCUCGUUACCUACUCUGAAAUAGUAAUAUUUCAGAUUAUAAAUUAAGUAUGAUUAUAACGCUCAAAUUGUAAUGAAUCCAUAUUAGUAUCGUAGGUACUUUAUGUAUGAAUUCCGACGUUGUAGAUAGUUGCAGUUUUGACAGUCUAUAAUGUAGGCACACUUAUAAAUGAAAUAGAUUAAAUGACUAGAGACGAUUGUAUACAUUUGCUUUUUUAAUAAAAAUUAACAACAAAGAAUUAAGAAUAUAUUUAUGAUAUUUUAUUACUCGUUGAAUUCUGCUGAAGAUUUUUGUCAGUCGUUUUUAAUAUUGGUGUGGCCUGCAGUGUUUAGUAUAGUGAUAGCUAGUUAUAGUAAGUAAACCGGUUUAAAAAAAUUAACUUCAGGAUUCUUUAUAAGUUUUUUAAGAAGACAAUGGGUUAAGAGUUGCAUUUAUGUUUGACCAUUGUUAUGCAUAAAAAUGACAUAAGUGACGAUGUGAAAAUCCGUAUCCUGUAUUAAUUUCUACCAUUUAGGUAGUUAACAGUUUUUUAAUAAAUAAUAACACAAUAA
Messenger RNA from Leguminivora glycinivorella, 11681 nucleotides. RefSeq names its product chondroitin sulfate proteoglycan 4 (gene kon). NCBI's taxonomy places the organism in Eukaryota, Metazoa, Arthropoda, Insecta, Lepidoptera, Tortricidae. The transcript has 24 exons. Bases 286 to 7374 code for a protein of 2362 amino acids. The record is from RefSeq and is a predicted model, not a curated record.